AUGGCUCCGGAAAGCCUGACCUACGGGGCUCUGCUCGUCGGGGGGCUUAUCGCGCUAUUCUUAUCAGGAGUAGUGUCGACGCAAGCUUUCUACUAUCGUCGAAGCUACUUGGACGAUCGGUUACGAAAUAAGAUAAUGGUGCUACUUGUAUGGAUCCUUGAUCUCCUGCAUUCGUCGUUCGUCAUAGCUUCGGUCUUUCGAUGUCUAGUCAAUGGCAUUGGUAACCCUUUGGCCAUAAGACGCAUCGCAUGGGAAGUCAGCGUGACAAUAUCCAUCACGGGUAUCUUGACAUUUAUCAUACACCUGUUUUUCACGCAUCGAGUAUGGACCUUGAGCAAGUGCAACAAGGCACUGUCGGGCACGAUUGCUCUGCUUGCGUUUCUCCGCAUGUUGAGUGCAUUCGGUACUGUAGUACAGAUGAGCCGGUUCAAGACCUGGCAGGGCUUUCACGAUGGAGCUGGAUGGACGUUCACGACCGGCCUUGCCAUUUCUGCCUCUGUGGACUUUAUCAUUGCAACCUCGCUAUGCUACUUUCUGCAGAAGCGUAGGACAGGUUUUAAAGGUAUGGACGAAAUCAUAGAUUCAAUCAUCCGGUAUACGGUGGAAAGCGGUCUUUUGACAUUCACCCUCACCGUCGCGUCGUUUGUUUGCUGGCUUACAAUGCCGAGUAACUUCAUCUUCCUCGCGCUGCAUUUCUGUAUUAGCAAGACCUAUGCCAAUUCGUUUCUGGCGACGCUCAACGCACGGUCACAUAUCAAGGAGCGGGCGGGCAGCUCGGCGGGGCGCAACAACAGUAUCCGUCUCGGGACAGUCUUCUCUACAGGCCAUCCGCAUACGCCGCGCAGUCAUACUGGCCCCUCCGACACUGUGAACACGACGAACACGGUACAGAUUACAGUCGAAAAGUCUGUGCACUGUGUCACGGACGUCGAAUCUGCCGAGCCCGAUCCCACGGACCUCGAGCCCGUGUACGCCCCGCGCGAUGGCAAAGAUGUACCCUUCAACGACUUGCACAAGCUGCCCUAGCUCACGACAUUAACGACCCUCUAGGCAUAAUCCAUAUCUUCUUGUUGUCUUACCGCUCGCUAUCUUCGUCACGUUCUCAUUUGUAUACUGUCCCAUCGCUCUGGGCUCGUGUGGGCUCGCAUUACCUGCGAAUGUAAGAGUAGUAUGUGUAGAUCAGAAGGCUAUAUAUUAUUUAGAUUGUGCGGAGAUCUUGUGUAUAAUAGUAUCUAUAUCUUGGC
Molecule: messenger RNA, 1244 nt
Organism: Phanerochaete carnosa HHB-10118-sp
Lineage: Eukaryota; Fungi; Basidiomycota; Agaricomycetes; Polyporales; Phanerochaetaceae
Exons: 17
Coding region: 1-1026 (341 amino acids)
Source: RefSeq, a predicted model, not a curated record